This is a messenger RNA of Clupea harengus (Atlantic herring), 2736 nucleotides long. Its product is annotated as lutropin-choriogonadotropic hormone receptor. Gene Ontology annotation, molecular function: luteinizing hormone receptor activity; G protein-coupled peptide receptor activity; thyroid-stimulating hormone receptor activity. Gene Ontology annotation, biological process: activation of adenylate cyclase activity; adenylate cyclase-activating G protein-coupled receptor signaling pathway; ovulation cycle process. NCBI's taxonomy places the organism in Eukaryota, Metazoa, Chordata, Actinopteri, Clupeiformes, Clupeidae. The record is from RefSeq and is a predicted model, not a curated record. Gene Ontology annotation, cellular component: plasma membrane.
CUAUACAGCUGCUCUUCUUUAACUUCUUUUCAGAGCGUGCAGACCACUGCGCGGAUUCGUAUAUUUCUUUCAAGUCUGAAAUAUGAGACGCAGAAGUCAAACGUGUCAAAUAUGUCUUACAUGUUUGACUGUGAUUAUUUUGUCCCUCUCACUAAAUUAAUGCGUAAGUCUGUAACCUUGCUGAGUAGGCUACUUAGUGACGUCGAGCAUGCAGCGCUAGUACUUUCGAGUAGAGUUACCUGAGAGAAGGCGAGACGGACGCUGAGUUCACUGAAGUUAUAAAGCUUACGUUUGUGCUCGUUUUGAUACGGUUUGUGUCAGGAAAAGGUUCGAAGGAUUGCUCAAUAUGCUUUUGAGUGCUGUUUGGUUGGUGAUCUUGCUGUGGAGUGUCCAACACGUGAGCCCUGUCUGGACAUUCGAGUGUCCACUGGUCUGCCAGUGCACCGCGGAUACAAUCCGCUGCACGAGAGAAACACAGGAGAAAGCGCAAGCUCCAUCAAAAUUGAAUUUGAGAAUUGUACACCUGCCAUUGAGGGAAAUCCAAAGUGGUUCUUUCAAAGGGUUACUCAACGUAUCCAGAAUAGAAAUAUCUCAAAGUGACUCAGUCAGAAGGAUAAGACACCAGGCGUUUCUUUCACUAAAAACCCUUACAGAAAUUGCAAUACUGAACAUCAUCCAUCUUGUGGCCAUUGAGAAUGGAGCCUUCACUGACAUACCCAAACUACGAUACUUGAGUAUCUGUAACACAGGAAUAACUCAUUUCCCUGAUCUUUCCUCCAUUUCCUCAAUGGAGAUAAACUUUCUAGAGCUAGGAGAUAAUAUCAAGCUGGAGAGCAUCCCAUCCAAUGCUUUCAUAGGCGUAUCAGAGUACAAGUACAUGAAUCUUGUCAGAAAUGGAUUCAAGGAAAUUCAAUCUCACGCCUUCAACGGAACCAGACUGGAGAAACUGAUCUUGAAAGAUAACUGGUAUCUUCACACCAUUCAUGAUGAUGCCUUUGAAGGAGCAACUGGACCAAUAGUCCUUGACGUGUCCUCCACCUCUCUGACCUCACUCCCUGCACGCGGUCUGAAUCUCGUGAAGAUGCUGACGGCACGUUCUACGCCUUCGAUGAAGACUCUACCCCCUCUGGAGAACCUGCAGAACCUGCAGGAGGCCUUCCUCACCUACCCGAGCCACUGCUGCGCCUUCAACAGCUGGCGGCGGAACCACAGAGAUAAUCCCCUCAUAGCCCUCUUCAAUCUGACACGGCUCUGUGAUGAAGACGCAGGGACAGACAUGGAUCCUGCCACUGAGCUCAACGACAUCAGUUUCCACUACCCAGACCUGGAGCUGUGUGUGAGCAGCGCCCCCAUCACGUGCACCCCGGAGCCCGACGCCUUCAACCCGUGCGAGGACCUGCUGGGCUGCGGCUUCCUGCGCUCCAGCACCUGGGUCAUCACCGUGUUCGCGCUGUCGGGUAACUUGGCCGUGUUGUUCAUCCUGCUCUCCAGUCACCAGAAACUGACCGUCUCCCGCUUCCUGAUGUGCAACCUGGCCUUCGCCGACCUCUGCAUGGGCCUGUACCUGCUCCUCAUCGCCGCCAUGGACUACCGCUCGCGUCAGGAGUACUACAACCACGCCACCGACUGGCAGACGGGACCCGGGUGCCAUGUGGCCGGCUUCCUCACCGUCUUUGCGAGUGAGCUCUCCGUCUACACGCUCACGGUGAUCACCCUGGAACGUUGGCAUACCAUUACCCACGCCAUGGAGAUCGAGCGGAGGCUCAAGCUGCGGCACGUGGCGCUGAUGAUGGCGAUGGGUUGGGUGUUCUCCCUCAUGGUGGCGCUGCUGCCCGUACUGGGCGUGAGCAGCUACAGCAAAGUGAGCAUCUGCCUGCCCAUGGACAUCGAGACGCCAGCCGCUCAAGUCUACGUGGUGCUGGUGCUGCUUCUCAACAUGGUGGCCUUCCUGGGUGUGUGUGUGUGCUACAUUCGCAUCUACAUCAGCGUGCGCAACCCAGAGUUGGCCGGUCGCAGCGGGGACACCCGGAUCGCCAAGCGAAUGGCCGUGCUGAUCUUCACUGACUUCCUGUGCAUGGCGCCCAUCUGCUUCUUCGCCAUCUCGGCUGCGCUGCGAAUGCCCCUCAUCACCGUGUCCAACUCCAAGAUCCUGCUCGUCCUGUUCUACCCCAUCAACUCGCUGUGCAACCCCUUCCUGUACACCAUCUUCACCCGGGCCUUCCGUCGAGACAUUGGCCAGCUGCUGAGGCGCUGUGGCUGUUAUCAGGGCAAGGCCAGUCUCUCCCGUGCCAAGGGCUUCAGGCCACGCCCCCGCCCCAGUGCAGCCAAUAGCAAGACUCCCUCCAAGAAGCCGCAUUCUCUGCACUUUUAUACAUACCACAUCAAGAUGCAGGGCAGCCUCCUCAACAAGGGCUCAACAUGACCAAGCAUGGUGCCAAGAGUGACAAAGCUAAGAAGCUAAAGCCGUGGAUAAAAGCUACUGAAGUUUAUGCUUUUUUUAGGUUGGUGCUGUCUAUACAAUGUAUAUAGUAUUUUUUUUCUCUGUACAAUAUUUUUGUAAUACAAUAUUCAAAAAUGGCAUGUUUUGUAUAAUGUAAUAUGUACAUUCCAAUUGUUUCUAUACAUCUGUGGAUUCUUAAAUACAAACGUGUUAAGGUGAGCACAGGUUUGACUUUCUUAAAUCAUCAAGCCAUCACAUCAAAGCUCCCUCUUGCCAUUACAUCUCUGUUCCAUCCA